Molecule: messenger RNA, 988 nt
Organism: Osmerus eperlanus (European smelt)
Lineage: Eukaryota; Metazoa; Chordata; Actinopteri; Osmeriformes; Osmeridae
Product: KIAA1143 ortholog
Exons: 3
Coding region: 102-545 (147 amino acids)
Source: RefSeq, a predicted model, not a curated record
UAAUUGACGUUGUUUUAGUCUCUCAUCGAGGUGACAUGAACAGGCAAGACAAUAAAGUAUAUUGUACAUAGGUGUGGUCCGUAUAUUUAAUAAAGCUAACGAUGAACAAGAAAAGCAACGUUACAUGGGUUAAGCCAGCUGAGCCAACCUUUUUGAAGAAGUUCAAGGAUGAUGUUGGUUUCCAGGAAGGACCCACAAUUGACGCCAAGCGCCAAGAGAUGCCAGUACUGGAUGAUGACAGUGGGAGUGAUCAUGAGGAUGAAUUGCCACAAGUCGUGGUCUUAAACACGGGAGAUCUCAGUGCUGACGAAGUAAAAAAUAUAAAGAAUGGCACUGCAAGUGUCACAAAACAGGAGGAGCCUGCAGCAGAGGGGAAGAUAAUGUUUAAGAAGCCAACAAACAACUUCUCUGAAAAGUUCCAGGGCAUCACUGCAAGCUCUAACAAGAAGAGAAAGAGUGGACAGGAUAAGAAGGGGAAGUCAGGAAAGAAAGUAAAGAACAACAGUCUUUUGUCUUUUGGGGGAGACGAUGAGGAAGAGGACUAGAUGGUAUCGAUCAAUGGAAGAUUUCAGACGAGAGACUUCUCAUUGAGAAUAGAACUGAUAGUCCUUUCUGUUGGCCUCUAUGUACACAUCACUAGUCAGUCCUCUUUGCUAGGCAUUUAGAGUCUGGUUUGUAAUAACUGAAAUACAACUCUAGAACUACAAAUGUUAUGAAGAUAAGCCAGAUAGUUGAGUUCUAUAUCAAAGAAAUACAGGAAAACAUUAUAGGAUAUGUAAACAAUAAUCAUUUUAUAAGUUGCAUUCAGUAAGGCACUACAUGUAUAGGUUUGAGCUGUGACAGCAGCAUUUUGAAUUAAAUAAGGCAUUAUUGAAUUGCCACGUUUAAUUAUUUAAUGCGUUUUUGUUGAAUAGAUUUUGUGACUUUCCUAAGAUAAAUAAUGUGACAAACAAAUAUUAUACCUGUUUAAAUCAAUCAUCAAAUAACU